Messenger RNA from Aspergillus caelatus, 1531 nucleotides. RefSeq names its product DNA repair protein RAD14 (gene rad14). Gene Ontology annotation, cellular component: nucleotide-excision repair factor 1 complex. The transcript has 4 exons. Bases 225 to 1334 code for a protein of 369 amino acids. The record is from RefSeq and is a predicted model, not a curated record. Gene Ontology annotation, biological process: nucleotide-excision repair, DNA damage recognition; nucleotide-excision repair involved in interstrand cross-link repair; UV-damage excision repair. Gene Ontology annotation, molecular function: damaged DNA binding. Lineage: Eukaryota; Fungi; Ascomycota; Eurotiomycetes; Eurotiales; Aspergillaceae.
ACAACCGAGUCGUUGCGAAGUGAUGACGAUAUUUAUACAGAUUGCAUAAGCCACUGCGCACUUCCGCUCACUUAACAUAUGCUGUCAUACAAUCAAUGCACCUGCUAUCGUUCUAUCAUGGAUAAUCCCUUACUCUUCUCUUCAAUCCGACGGCAUACUUUUCAAUCACCAUUAAUUGCAUCCUCGACGCGUGGCAAGAGCUCUAGAAAGCCUUGUUGUUCAAAAUGGCAGACCGUUCGACUCCGCCGCCGCAAACAGGCAGUUCAAAGCCCGGUGAGCUCCCACGGGCACCACUUACGCCGGAGCAGCUGCGGAAAAUUGAAAUAAACCGCAUGAAAGCAAAAGCGAUACGGGAGCAACGGGAGGCGGAGGCUCGGACAUCGGCUCAUGUUAGCGGUGCCGCGCAAUCUACGAAAGGAGGAGUUAAACGGUCUUAUUCUUCCAUGACGGCUGAGACGCCUGCUACGGUUCGAGAUGCGACUUCAGCGGCCCGUCCGCUUGAUUCGAUUAAGCCUGCGCGGAACUUCACGAAAUACGUUGAAUAUGACUUCAGUAAGAUGACGGAUACGAAGGGAGGGUUUUUGACGGAGGAGGAUGAUCCCUUUAAUAAGGCGCUUCAUGUCAAGGAUGGAAAGGAGGAACAGAAACCCGCGAAUAUGACGCAGAAGGAAUGGGAGAGAAAACAGUUACUCGAUUCUCUUCGUCGAAAUCGGGCCGGUCCUUUCGAACCGGCCCUCAGCGUGUUGGAUGAGAAAAGCAAGCAGAAGACAUGUCGUGAAUGUGGGAGUCUGGAGAUUGAUUGGAAGUGGGAGCAGGAUCUUCGGUGUUGCGUAUGCCACGCCUGCAAGGAGAAGUUCCCUGAAAAGUACAGUCUUCUCACAAAGACGGAAGCAAAGGAGGAUUACCUUUUGACAGAUCCUGAGCUCAAAGACGAAGAGCUUCUGCCCCAUCUUGAAAAACCGAACCCUCACAAGUCGACCUGGAACAACAUGAUGCUUUACCUUCGCUAUCAGGUUGAGGAAUAUGCCUUUUCGGCGAAGAAGUGGGGCUCUGCUGAAGCACUAGAUGCGGAGUUUGAGCGACGCGAGACUGAGAAGAAGCGACGUCGAGAGGCCAAAUUCAAGUCCAAACUACAAGAUCUGAAGAAGCGUACCCGAGUCGAUGCAUAUCGCCGUAGCCGUCAGGGAGCAACCGGGGGGAAUUUCGGUGAUGACCUGGGCAAUGGUGGGAGACAUGUGCACCAAUGGGGUCGGUCUAUUGAGAACCCCGAGACUGGAAUCGGAGUCAAGAAGUGUGUGGAUUGCGGGAUGGAAGUGGAGGAGUUAGAGUUCUAGCUGAUGGCAAUUGUCCUGUAUAAUGUAUAGAGUAAUAGUAUCUAAUGAGUCACGAAUUCAUGAAAACCAUAGGAGUGGAUACAUUUGGUCCAUUGAUAACGUUGCAGAUUAAAAAUAGUGACACGUUAUGUUCGCGAUAGUUUAUUGGGAGAUUUUUUGAACAGGUCAAAAAGCAACGGUGCUAAGGGUCAGUUGGG